Messenger RNA from Adineta ricciae, 324 nucleotides. The record is from the annotation of a GenBank genome assembly. Lineage: Eukaryota; Metazoa; Rotifera; Eurotatoria; Adinetida; Adinetidae.
AUGAAUGUGUCCAAAACUCUCUAUGUCAGCAGUGAACCAAUUCAAGUCUCUUGGAUACCUGUACCACAAUGGUGUAAAGAUGAUUUUGUUGGUGUUCUCUAUACGGAAGUUUCGGAUCAAAGUCCAUGUGAUUAUUUUGACUAUGAAUUUCUUCAAAGAAAUCAAAGUAAUACUUUUUGGUAUAUGACAAAUCUUUGUCGUUCAUUAGAUUUUCGUUACUAUUCACGGCAACCGAAAUGCACUGGUAAUUACACACUUAUUGCAAAGUCACCCAUCGUUCAACCAAACAAUUAUAACGAGCCAACGCAUAUUCAUAUUGCUUAA